Messenger RNA from Cricetulus griseus (Chinese hamster), 2715 nucleotides. Lineage: Eukaryota; Metazoa; Chordata; Mammalia; Rodentia; Cricetidae. The record is from RefSeq and is a predicted model, not a curated record.
AUGGGAGAAAUUGGCAAGGUGUGCUCUAGGGGGCCAAGGAUCAGUGAUGACCGUGGGGCUAUGAUGGUAUGGGAUGGCGAACUCCAAUUCUGGGAGGAUUUGGGUGCUGCAGAUACUGGCACAGAGGCUGACCAUGUGGAGGCUGCCAUCCUCGAGGAAGACGAGGGUCUGGAGAUAGAGGAACCUAGCAGCCUGGGGCUGAUGGUGGGUGGCCCCGACCCUGACCUACUCACCUGUGGCCAGUGUCAGAUGAACUUUCCGCUGGGGGACAUCCUGGUUUUUAUAGAGCACAAGAAGAAACAGUGUGGGGGCCUGGGCGCCUGCUACGACAAGGGCCUGGACAAGGGCAGUCCUCCACCCUCCUCUCGCUCUGAGCUCAGGAGAGUGUCCGAGCCAGUGGAGAUCGGGAUCCAGGUCACCCCUGAUGAAGAUGACCACCUACUGUCACCCACGAAAGGCAUCUGUCCCAAGCAGGAGAACAUUACAGGGCCGUGCAGGCCUGCCCAGCUGCCAUCGAUGGCCCCCAUAGCUGCCUCCUCUUCCCACCCUCCCACAUCCGUGAUUACUUCACCUCUGCGUGCCCUGGGCGCUCUCCCACCCUGCUUCCCGCUGCCUUGCUGUGGCGCGCGCCCUGUCUCGGGCGACGGGACUCAGGGUGAGGGUCAGAUGGAGGCUCCCUUUGGAUGCCAGUGUCAGUUGUCAGGUAAAGAUGAGCCUUCCAGCUACAUUUGUACAACAUGCAAGCAGCCCUUCAACAGCGCCUGGUUCCUGCUGCAGCACGCGCAGAACACGCAUGGCUUCCGCAUCUACCUGGAGCCCGGGCCUGCCAGCAGCUCGCUCACGCCCAGGCUCACCAUCCCGCCUCCACUCGGGCCCGAGGCCGUGGCGCAGUCCCCACUCAUGAAUUUCCUGGGGGACAGCAACCCCUUCAACCUGCUGCGCAUGACAGGCCCCAUUCUGCGGGACCACCCUGGCUUCGGCGAGGGUCGCCUGCCAGGUACGCCGCCGCUUUUCAGCCCACCGCCACGCCAUCACCUGGACCCACACCGCCUCAGUGCAGAGGAGAUGGGGCUCGUGGCCCAGCACCCUAGUGCCUUCGACCGAGUCAUGCGCCUGAACCCCAUGGCCAUAGACUCUCCAGCCAUGGACUUCUCUCGGCGGCUGCGAGAACUGGCUGGCAACAGCUCCACGCCGCCACCCGUGUCCCCAGGCCGUGGCAACCCUAUGCACCGGCUGCUGAACCCUUUCCAGCCCAGUCCCAAGUCCCCGUUUCUCAGCACGCCACCGCUGCCACCCAUGCCCGCGGGCACGCCGCCACCACAGCCGCCCGCCAAGAGCAAGUCCUGUGAGUUCUGCGGCAAGACCUUCAAAUUCCAGAGCAAUCUCAUCGUGCACCGGCGCAGCCACACGGGCGAGAAGCCCUACAAGUGCCAGCUGUGCGACCACGCGUGCUCGCAGGCGAGCAAGCUCAAGCGCCACAUGAAGACGCACAUGCACAAGGCGGGCUCGCUGGCUGGCCGCUCGGACGACGGGCUGUCGGCUGCCAGCUCCCCAGAGCCGGGUACCAGCGAGCUGCCCGGUGACCUCAAGGCAGCGGACGGUGACUUCCGUCACCACGAGAGUGACCCAUCGCUGGGCCCCGAACCCGAGGACGAUGAGGAUGAGGAGGAGGAAGAAGAGGAGCUGCUGCUGGAGAACGAGAGCCGGCCUGAGUCGAGCUUCAGCAUGGACUCGGAGCUGGGCCGCGGCCGUGAAAACGGGGGCGGUGUGCCGGGCGUGGCGGGUGCGGGUGCCGCAGCUGCGGCGCUGGUGGAUGAGAAAGCGCUGGCACUGGGCAAGGUGAUGGAGGACGCGGGGCUGGGCGCGCUGCCACAGUAUGGGGAGAAGCGUGGCGCCUUCCUGAAGCGUGCAGGUGAUGCGGGUGACACGGGUGCUGGUGGCUGCGGGGACGCAGGUGCACCUGGAGCGGUGAACGGGCGUGGUGGGGCCUUCGCACCUGGCGCAGAGCCCUUCCCAGCACUCUUCCCGCGCAAGCCAGCGCCACUGCCCAGCCCCGGGCUUGGUGGCCCCGGGCUGCACGCGGCCAAACGCAUCAAGGUGGAGAAGGACCUGGAGCUGCCACCUGCCGCGCUCAUCCCAUCGGAGAACGUGUACUCGCAGUGGCUUGUGGGCUACGCCGCUUCACGCCACUUCAUGAAGGACCCAUUCCUGGGCUUCACAGAUGCGCGCCAGUCGCCUUUCGCCACGUCGUCCGAGCACUCGUCUGAGAAUGGCAGCCUGCGCUUCUCCACGCCUCCGGGGGACCUGCUGGAUGGUGGGCUGUCGGGGCGCAGCGGUACGGCGAGCGGGGGCAGCACGCCUCACCUGGGUGGCCCGGGGCCUGGGCGGCCCAGCUCCAAGGAGGGCCGCCGCAGCGACACGUGCGAGUAUUGCGGCAAGGUCUUCAAGAACUGUAGCAACCUGACAGUGCACCGGAGGAGCCACACCGGAGAGCGGCCUUACAAGUGCGAGCUGUGCAACUACGCGUGCGCGCAGAGCAGCAAGCUCACGCGCCACAUGAAGACGCACGGGCAGAUCGGCAAGGAGGUGUACCGCUGCGACAUCUGCCAGAUGCCCUUCAGCGUCUACAGCACCCUGGAGAAACACAUGAAAAAGUGGCACGGUGAACACUUGCUGACUAAUGAUGUCAAAAUCGAGCAGGCCGAGAGGAGCUAA